Molecule: messenger RNA, 1215 nt
Organism: Candidozyma auris
Lineage: Eukaryota; Fungi; Ascomycota; Pichiomycetes; Serinales; Metschnikowiaceae
Exons: 1
Coding region: 1-1215 (404 amino acids)
Biological process (GO): mitochondrial L-ornithine transmembrane transport
Molecular function (GO): L-ornithine transmembrane transporter activity
Source: RefSeq, a predicted model, not a curated record
AUGAGCACAAUCGCCUCUGGGAGUACUGACGAUGACUUCAUCGUGAGACGUGACAAGGCCAGCAAUCAAAGUGUGUCGUUGUCUACUGCUGGUAUUAGAGCUGUGCUCUACCAGCUCCAGGCACUAUAUAUGAGAACGCCAAUAAAACUCUUCCGCCCCUCCCGCUUUGACUACAUGGUCUACGUGAGAGAGUUGGCCAAUAAACACGAUAAUAUCAACUCCAAACCAUACAGAUUUAGCACUCACUCGACCUUAGGCAUGCUUCACAAUGUCAUCAAGAAAGAAGGCUGGAAGUUCAUUCCAGACCAAGUUCUACCGCCCUUUAUUGCAAACUCUGCCACCGGUAUUAUUCUUUACGGUUCCUACUUGACAGCCCUCGACUAUUAUGACAAGAAUCGACCGAUCCUGUCCAAUUCGAAAAGACAGGAUUAUUAUUAUCCCCCUUCAGAUACUUGGAGAGCUGGGUUCUUCGCUGGAGCCAUGCAAUCCCUAGCCGCAGCCCCUGUUGAUGCUAUCUUCACAAGGCUGUCUAUGGCAGAGGUGAUGAGCGGCAAGCACCAGAACCUUUGGGUGUUCGGAUGGGAGAAGCUCAAAGAGAUCGGCUUUGUCGGUGUAUUUGCGGGCUACGGUUUUCUGUUGAUCAAAGAGAGCAUAGGCUUUGCGUUUUAUUUUUCUACGUUCGAGCUCGUGAAAACAAGAGGCUACAGUCUAACUUAUAGGGUCAUUUCGUCGUAUCGCAGGUUGAGAAGGUCCUUGAGUGAGAAGUUUUCUUUCUUUGGGUCCUCAAAAAACCAAGAGACUGACGCCAACUUGCUUAGAUUAGAACAAACCAGGCUGACGAAGAUCCUCAAAUCAUCCUUUAUUCUUAUAGCAGGUGCUUCUGCCGCAUUUUCGCUUCUAGCAGUCCAAUACCCUAUCACAAAGGUACAAAAGAUACAUUUGUCUCGUCUCGAAGCGCUAGAUGUAUACUCCGCAUCUUUACACGUACGACAACGUCGCUUCUUUAAGAUAUACUACAAUUCAUAUGUUGACACUUUUCAACAUUGUCUUGCAAUAAAGAAGAAAAGUAAACAAACAUGGUUCCGACUAGCAUACAAAGGGUUCGCUAGAAAUGCUUUAACGACCAUCCCAGCUACUUCCGUUGGAUUACUUGUAUUUGAAAUCAUGCGAACUCGUUUGUCUGAUAACCUCGAGGAGCUAAAUGAGCGGUUCUAA